GAAUUUACAUUAUUCUAGCAAUCAACUAAAAAUUUACAUAAAAGUACUCUCUCUCUAAGGUGAAAGCAGCAAACAAUGGCAGCCUCAACGUGUUCUUCUUCCGCCAUUUGCAAUCCCCCAAAGCUUCCCAAACUCCCUUUUUCUUCGUCUUCAUCUUCAUCUUCGACCUCCGUUUCCCAAUUGUCCUUCAAGUUUCGUAAAAUUACUUCCCGUGCCACCAGGACCUCCAUCUCCUGCACCCUCAUCCGCGACUCAGUAAUGCAGGACCUGCCUCCGACUCUAGAUCUUCCCCGACCCGAUUCCUUUGGGCGUUUCGGUAAGUACGGUGGCAAGUACGUCCCUGAAACUCUCAUGUACGCGCUCACCGAGCUCGAAACCGCCUUUCAAUCCCUCGCUGGCGACGAAGACUUUGAGAGAGAAUUGAAUGGGAUUUUGAAGGACUAUGUUGGUCGGGAGAGUCCUCUCUAUUGCGCAGAGCGGUUGACUGAGCAUUACAAACGUGCUGAUGGGAAAGGACCUCAUAUUUAUCUGAAGAGGGAAGAUCUCAAUCACACUGGUGCUCAUAAAAUCAAUAACGCCGUAGCCCAAGCUUUGCUUGCCAAGCGUCUGGGCAAGAAACGUAUCAUUGCUGAGACUGGUGCUGGUCAGCAUGGAGUUGCCACUGCCACUGUAUGUGCUCGGUUUGGCUUGGAAUGCAUCAUCUAUAUGGGUGCCCAAGAUAUGGAUAGACAAUCACUUAAUGUUUUCAGAAUGCGGCUUCUUGGGGCUGAGGUGAGGGCAGUCCAUUCUGGGACAGCCACAUUGAAGGAUGCUACAUCAGAAGCUAUAAGGGACUGGGUGACUAAUGUGGAGACAACCCACUAUAUUUUGGGCUCUGUUGCUGGGCCUCAUCCGUAUCCCAUGAUGGUCAGGGAGUUCCAUAAAGUGAUUGGUAGAGAAACAAGAAAACAAGCACUAGAGAAAUGGGGUGGAAAACCUGAUGUGCUGGUAGCAUGUGUUGGUGGCGGUUCAAACGCCAUGGGACUAUUCCAUGAGUUUGUUGAAGACAAGGAAGUUAGGUUGAUUGGUGUUGAGGCAGCUGGUUUUGGAUUGGACAGUGGUAAGCAUGCUGCAACAUUGACCAAAGGUGAAAUUGGUGUGUUGCAUGGUGCUAUGAGCUACCUACUACAGGAUGAUGACGGACAGAUAAUUGAGCCUCAUUCUAUUAGCGCAGGCUUGGAUUACCCUGGGGUUGGACCUGAGCACAGUUUUCUCAAGGAUAUUGGACGUGCUGAAUACCAUAGUGUUACUGAUGAUGAAGCAUUGGAAGCUUUUAAAAGGCUAUCUCGGCUAGAGGGCAUUAUCCCAGCUUUGGAGACUUCUCAUGCACUUGCUUACUUGGAAAAGUUGUGCCCAACUCUCCCAGAUGGAACCAAAGUAGUACUCAAUUGCAGUGGUAGAGGGGAUAAGGAUGUUCAUACAGCCAUCAAGCAUUUGCAGGUUUGAUGUUCCAUAUCAAAUGAACCAAAGGGUCAUCUCCGUUUUGAGUAUCCUAGAGCUUUUAUUUCAAGCUCUCCUCUGCUUUAGAUCCUGCGUUUUGAGCAAGUCAGUGAAGCUACUUAGAGGCUGCUUUUCUUUAUUUCUUUCUGGUGGAAAUAUGUCAUUAUUUUUUUAUAGGUAAUGUGAAAAUGCCUUUCUAGUUUCCUUUUAGUUUGUAGUCACAGAGGAUAGGAUGCUUUAUUGUUUCUUUAAAAUAAAGUUCUUUGACAGAAUGCUAUACUUGGCGAUGACCAAACAGAUUUUGUGAUACUAAGUUGAAAUUAUUCUAUCAAGCAUGGAAAGAUUUUUUUA
Molecule: messenger RNA, 1830 nt
Organism: Humulus lupulus (European hop)
Lineage: Eukaryota; Viridiplantae; Streptophyta; Magnoliopsida; Rosales; Cannabaceae
Product: tryptophan synthase beta chain 1-like
Exons: 5
Coding region: 76-1485 (469 amino acids)
Biological process (GO): L-tryptophan biosynthetic process
Cellular component (GO): cytoplasm
Molecular function (GO): tryptophan synthase activity
Source: RefSeq, a predicted model, not a curated record